Rhodamnia argentea is the source of this 1489-nucleotide messenger RNA. Its product is annotated as UDP-glycosyltransferase 72E1-like. Gene Ontology annotation, molecular function: UDP-glycosyltransferase activity. NCBI's taxonomy places the organism in Eukaryota, Viridiplantae, Streptophyta, Magnoliopsida, Myrtales, Myrtaceae. The coding region runs from base 17 to 1465 and encodes 482 amino acids. The transcript has a single exon. The record is from RefSeq and is a predicted model, not a curated record.
CUUGGAAAAGCCAAUCAUGCAAACCCUAAAGCCUCAUGCAGCGCUCCUCGCGAGCCCCGGCAUGGGCCACCUCAUCCCCGUCAUGGAGCUCGGGAAGUGCCUCGCCGUCCACCACGGCUUCGAUGUCACUGUCUUCGUGGUGGCACCCGCCUCGUCGAUCGAGGAAUCCCCCAUUUUCAGUUCGGCAUCGGCUCCGAAUCAGCUGGAGCUCGUCUUGCUCCCCCUGAUUGACAUUUCUGGGCUCGUCGACUCGACCACCUCGAUCGUAACCCAGCUAGUCAUCAUGAUGCGCGAGGCGUUGCCUUCGCUGAGGGCCGCUAUCUCCGCCAUGAGGGCGCGCCCGACAGCUCUUGUGGUCGAUUUGUUCGGAACCGAAGCUCUGGCUGUGGCUGAGGAGUUUGACAUGCUCAAGUACGUUUUCAUUACCUCGACGGCUCGGUUUCUUGCGGCCACCAUUCACUUGCCCACCAUGGAUGUGAAGGCACAACAUGAGCAUCGUAUUUUGAAGAAGCCUUGGGAAAUUCCAGGUCUUGAACCGGUCCGAUUCGAGGACACCUUCGACCUGUUUGUGAACCAGACCGAUAAGAGUCUUUAUGCGGAGUAUACUCGAAUUGGGAGGGAAAUACCGACGGCCGAUGGAAUUCUGGUGAACACGUGGCAAGAUCUGGAGCCUUCAACAUUGCAUGCACUAGAAGAUGGAAAGCUCUUGGGCCGGGUCACUAAGGCGCCGGUCUACACGGUUGGUCCACUGGUUAGACCGGUUGGACCGAAUUCAGAGAGCGAGGUGAUGAACUGGUUGGACAUGCAACCAGUCGAAUCGGUCAUUUACGUUUCUUUCGGGAGCGGUGGGACCCUAUCGGCGGAGCAAACCACCGAGCUGGCUUGGGGGCUGGAGCUGAGCCAGCAGAGAUUCGUUUGGGUGGUGCGCCCGCCCAUGGACGGCGAUGCGUCGGCGAAUUUCUUCAACGUGUCCAACAGCCAGGACGGGACGCCGAACUAUCUCCCCGAGGGGUUCUACACCCGGACUAGCGACCGGGGAGUGGUGGUGCCCAUGUGGGCCCCGCAGACCGAGAUCCUGGCCCACAAGUCCGUGGGAGGGUUUGUGUCCCACUGCGGUUGGAACUCGACUCUAGAGAGCAUAGUGAACGGAGUGCCCAUGGUGGCAUGGCCGCUGUAUGCGGAGCAGGGGAUGAACGCCGCCAUGCUGGUGGAGAAGCUCGGCAUGGCUGUCCGGUCAAGGACGAGGCCAGCCGGCGGGGUGAUCGGAAGAGAGGAGAUAGCGGACGUGGCAAGAAACAUCAUGGGUCCGAAAGGGAACGGAAUGAGGACUAGGGCCAAGGAGCUGCAGCGCGGCGCGACGGCAGCCAUAUGUAAGGGCGGUUCGUCUCACAAUUCACUGACCCAAGUGGCCAAGGAAUGUGAAAUCAAGUUGCACAGCCUGAGUGCCAAGGCUCUCGGUGCUUAGAAAUUGCAUAAGAUUUAGCUUCCU